CUAUUUAUAAUUCCCACUUUCAACAGCUAGAGAAUAGCAACCAAAAUGCCUUUAGCGAAGUUAUUGAACACUGUGAAAACUAGGUCCGCUCAAGGAAACAAAUCGUUCUUUGCCUUGGUUGCAUACAGAGCAACUCCGGUUUCCUUCAAUUGCAAAAGUGGAUCAAACAAUUUCUGGAAUAAAAAGUGUUCAUCCAGAUCUUACUCUACCAGAUCAACUGUUAUACAGUUACUAAACAAUAUUGGUUCCAAGCGUGAGGUUCAACAAUAUUUGAAAUAUUUUACAUCCGUUUCACAACAACAAUUUGCCGUCAUCAAAGUCGGUGGUGCGAUUAUCACUCAACAAUUACCGCAAUUGGCGUCGUGUCUUGCAUUUCUUUAUCACUUGGGUCUUUAUCCUAUAGUUUUGCAUGGUACAGGUCCCCAAAUCAAUGAAAUUCUGGAGAAUGAAGGAAUAGAACCUGAUUACAUUGAUGGUAUUAGAAUAACUGAUCCUAAAACCAUGGGAGUUGUUAGAAAAUGUUUCCUGGAGCAAAAUUUGAAACUAGUUACCGCUUUAGAAAAGAUGGGUGUCAAAGCUCGACCAAUCACAGGUGGUGUUUUCAAUGCACACUAUCUUGAUGAGAAAAAAUAUAAACUAGUUGGUCAGAUAGACUCGAUAAAUAAAGAACCGAUUGAAGCUUCAAUCAGAGCGGGUGCUUUGCCAAUUUUGACUUCCUUAGCAGAGACAUCUUCAGGUCAAUUAUUGAAUGUUAAUGCUGAUAUUGCUGCAGGUAUGGUUGCCAAAGAGUUUAAACCUUUGAAGAUCGUCUACUUAAAUGAAAAGGGCGGUAUUAUUAAUGGUACUACUGGUGCAAAAGUUAGCGCCAUCAACUUGGAUGAAGAGUAUGAGGAGUUAUUGAAAGAACCAUGGGUUAAGUAUGGUACCAAGUUGAAGAUAAAAGAAAUUCGUGAUUUGUUAAUGCACCUACCACGCUCAUCAUCCGUCGCAAUCAUCAAUGUUGACGAUUUACAGAAGGAACUUUUCACUGAUUCUGGUGCAGGAACAUUAAUCCGUCGUGGCUAUAAAUUAACUGCUUAUGAUGACCUUUCAAAAGUAAACACUACUUUGUUGAAGAGUAAGAUGGCCGAUGAAGUCAAUGACGUUGAUGAAUACAUUGCCUCUUUAACUCCAGGUACUUUCCGUUUAUAUGCGGAUGAACCUAUGGAAGUUUUGGCUGUUGUCAAGAAAUCUUCUGAUGGUUCGAUUUCCAAGCUUGAUAAGUUGGUUGUUUCCAAGUCAGGAUGGUUAAACAAUGUCACAGAUAACAUUUUCAGACUAUUGGAAAAAGAUUUCCCAAAUUUGUAUUGGAUCAUUCCAGAGACCGACGAAAACAUGUCCUGGUUUUUUGCAAAAUCUCAAGGCUCCUACACCAAGCCUGGUGAGGUUCUUUUUUGGUACGGUAUUAACGAUCUAAACAAAGCCACAGAUUUGAUCAACAACUUCGUUGGGAACCAAACCUCCACUUGCACAAGCAAUGUUUUUGCAUCAAAAACUCAAACUCGUAAAUUUCAUUCUUCCAGAUUCAAUUUUGGUUCUAAAAAGGUUGCACUUAUAGGUGCCCGUGGCUACACUGGACAGAACUUGAUCUCUUUGUUGAACAAGCAUCAAGAUUUAGACGUUGGUUACGUUUCUUCCCGUGAACUUGCUGGUAAAAACUUACAAGGGUAUGAGAAGGCCCAUAUCAAAUACUCGAAUCUUUCCUUUGAUGAUAUCAAGCGGAUUGAAGAAGCUGGGGAGAUUGACAUGUGGAUAAUGGCAUUACCAAACAAAGUUUGCAAACCUUUUGUCGAAGCUAUUGAAGAAGUGAAGGGUAAAGGUAAGAUUAUCGACUUGGGUGCUGAUUUCAGAUUUGAUGAAACCGGUAAGUGGACUUACGGAUUGCCUGAAUUAAAAGGCCGUGAGGGUAUCAUGAUGGCAGAUAGGAUUUCAAAUCCAGGUUGUUAUGCGACUUGCGCACAACUCUCUCUUGCACCAAUGAAGGAAUACUUCAGCUUUACCUCCAAGCCUAACAUUUUCGGUGUUAGUGGAUAUUCUGGUGCCGGAACCAAACCGUCCAACAAAAAUGAUCCAAAUUUCUUGAAGGACAAUAUGAUUCCUUAUGCUCUAACGGAUCACAUUCAUGAAAGAGAAGUUGGAUUUCAACUUGGUAAUGGUGUCUCCUUCAUGCCACAUGUUGGAUCUUGGUUCCAAGGUAUUGCAAUGACUGUGAACAUACCAUUGAAGGAAAAUCACGGUUUGACCGCCGAAAAGGUUGAGGAAAUAUACAAAGAAUUCUACAAGGGCGAGAAGUUGGUUAAGAUUCUCGGUGAAGAAAUUCCAUUAGUUCGUGAUAUUAGUGGUCAGCAGGGUUGUGCCAUUGGUGGUUUCAAACUCAGCGAGGCUGGCGACAGACUUGUUGUUGUAGGAUGUAUUGACAACUUACUCAAGGGUGCAAGUACUCAAUGUUUACAGAACAUGAACCUUGCUCUAGGAUAUGAUGAAUAUGAAGGUAUUCCUUCUUUUUAAGACUUUUUAAGCCGUUCUCCUAAAAACUAUAUACGCUAAAUUACAAAUUAUAAACAUGAAACUAAAGCUAUCGGUAA
Molecule: messenger RNA, 2624 nt
Organism: Pichia membranifaciens NRRL Y-2026
Lineage: Eukaryota; Fungi; Ascomycota; Pichiomycetes; Pichiales; Pichiaceae
Exons: 1
Coding region: 46-2547 (833 amino acids)
Biological process (GO): L-arginine biosynthetic process
Cellular component (GO): mitochondrial matrix; cytoplasm; mitochondrion
Molecular function (GO): protein dimerization activity; arginine binding; NADP+ binding
Source: RefSeq, a predicted model, not a curated record